Molecule: messenger RNA, 3746 nt
Organism: Polypterus senegalus (gray bichir)
Lineage: Eukaryota; Metazoa; Chordata; Cladistia; Polypteriformes; Polypteridae
Gene: slc25a14
Product: solute carrier family 25 member 14
Exons: 9
Coding region: 193-1065 (290 amino acids)
Biological process (GO): mitochondrial transport
Cellular component (GO): mitochondrial membrane
Source: RefSeq, a predicted model, not a curated record
GCACUUGCUCAAAGAUACUCAGAAGAUGUCUACCAUCGGAAUGCUUGGGUGUACUGUAUAUAAAUAAUCAUAUAUGUGCACAUUAUUACAUUUAGCAACUAAUACGUUUCGAAAGCACACAUUCCUGGUGUGCAGUGACAGAUUCCCUUCUAACAAGGGCCUCGCUGACAGAGGCACCUGUUAGUUUAAAAAAUGUCAAAUCUUAAUUGGAAACCUUUCCUGUAUGGAGGCCUUGCUUCAAUUGUUGCAGAGUUUGGUACCUUCCCCAUUGACCUCACUAAGACCCGUCUUCAGGUUCAAGGACAGACUGCUGAUGCUCAUUAUACGCAAAUCAGGUACAAAGGCAUGUUUCAUGCCUUGCUGAGAAUAGGGAGGGAAGAAGGAAUCCUAGCGUUAUAUUCAGGAAUAUCACCGGCCCUGCUGCGGCAGGCAUCGUAUGGCACUAUAAAGAUUGGUACUUAUCAAACCAUGAAACGUUUGUUUGUCAGCCGUCCGGAAGAUGAGACAAUGAUAAUCAAUGUAUUUUGUGGUGUGGUGUCUGGAGUUAUAUCAUCUGCCAUUGCUAAUCCGACUGAUGUACUAAAGAUAAGGAUGCAGGCUCAAGGAAGUGUAAUUCAGGGAAGUAUGAUAGCAAACUUUUUGAAUAUCUAUCAUCAAGAGGGAACCCGAGGACUUUGGCGGGGUGUUUUGCUUACUGCCCAGAGAGCUGCCAUUGUUGUUGGUGUGGAGCUUCCCGUUUAUGACAUCACCAAAAAACAUUUAAUCCUCUCUGGUCUGAUGGGAGACACUGUAUACACUCAUUUUAUUUCUAGCUUUACCUGUGGCCUUGCUGGUGCCUUGGCAUCAAAUCCAGUGGACGUGGUGCGAACUCGUAUGAUGAACCAAAGAGUCAUAGCUGGCAACCAAGUGAUAUACAAAGGGACCUUGGAUGGACUAUUGCAGAUAUGGAAAAGUGAAGGCUUUUUUGCACUUUAUAAAGGUUUUUGGCCCAACUGGCUACGCCUGGGACCAUGGAAUAUUAUUUUCUUUAUCACCUAUGAGCAGCUAAAGAAGCUUCCUUUUUAAAAUGAAGAUGUUCUAAUGAAGAAGUGAAACACUGACAAAUUCUCUUCUCACUGAUUGAGCUAAAGCUAUUUGUGUUCUUAGGUCAAUGUAUUUUGUCCAUUAUCUUCAUUAUUUAUUUUUUAAGACAAAAGAUAUAAUCAGUCUGUCAUUGGUUUACCACAUUUCAUUUUAAUGUAUACAUGGGAUAAACAAGAAUUAUAAGGAUGAGCAAGACAAAUGUAUAAGACUGAAAAUCACUGUUAAUUUAGGAAAGAAUUCCUGCUUUGUUUUGUUUUUUAUUUUAUUUUUACUAGACUCAAUCACAUAUGAAUUGUAAAGAUAGUUAGCAGCAUUUUAUUCAUAUCCCAAAGGAUAUCCCAGAGUAGUUUACAAUUAAAUGACAGGCUAUUCAUCUCUGACUAUUGUAUCUCCAGCAGUAGUGCAGUAGUUUCAUCCUAAAAAAAUAAUAAAUGUCCAAUAUAUGUACUGUUUCUCAGAUUAUUAGCGUAAUCUAACAAACCCUUUUACAAUUUUAUAGAUUUUUUUUGUUUUUUAUAACAAAGAGUUAAAUGUAUCUUUAUAUUCUGAGCUCCAACUUUUCUAAAAGUUUGACUGACAUCUUUGACUUUUUUGUUCUGUGUAAUUAUACAAAACAAAAUCUUUUACACAUCACAUUAACUGUUAAACCUGGAAGCUUGUUUAAGUCUGUUUACUUGGAGAUUGAGGCAAAGUGAGUAUCGUGUCAUCCCACCUCAUACUUUAUAUAUUACAAUACAAACAGACAUACAGUUCAACAGGUCGUCCAUUAGAUAAUUCUGAAUUCGUUAAGGAGUAAUAUGAUUAAAUGCAAAUAUUUUUAUAGCUUUGAGAAAAUGUUAUUUUUGCUCAAUGAGUAAUGAAGAUGCCUUUUAAAUGAUAGAUCCACAGUGUGCUUAAAUCCUCAGGAUCACUUGGAAGCCUCUGUUUUAGAAGUUAUUUAAACACUCCAAAAUUUUUAUAUUUUGGUGGUGUCUACCAUAAAUUGUCAGUGCAUUUUCAGUAAUAUGUAAGGAGGAUUUAGAACUGAGACAUUUUCUGAAGAAAAAAACUUUAAAAUAUAUAAAAAUGAAAGAAAAACUUAAAACGUAUUUAUUGUCUUUAAUAACCAUUUUAGUGUUAGGUUAAAGAACAAAAAUUAUUAUGGUAAGUUUGCAUCUUUUUAUGUAUUUGCAUUUUUUUGCCUCAAUAUUAUUGUAGAUACUGUGUGGUCAUUAUGUCUAAGAUGCCUUACUUUUUUUUUGUUUUGUUUUUGUGAUACAUUGAGAGUGUGAAAUAAAAAGUGCAGGCAGAGCAUAGUGCGCUUGAAGGAUGCAUGUCUGUCUUCACCCUUAGUUACGGAAGACAGGAUUCUUGGAGAUGUUACGCUUAGAUGCCAUAAGAUUAAAAAAAAAAAAAAAACAUUGAUAUAACUUGUAACUUAUGAUACUGUGUUUAGCUGUAUUCUAUCCUGCAUUCAUGAAGUGGGGAACUCAUAACAGCAAGACUAGGAAAAAUAAACUUGAAUGACAUUCCAAGUCCACAUUAGAAGUGGGAUACUCAGUAAUCAAUUCCGAGCCCCAAGUUUCAGUCACAUUGUUUUGUUGAUAUCACUUGACCAAGGAAGUGAGGUAGCCAUAACAGCAGUUGCAGGAAAUAAUGUGUUUGUAGGAUUUUAAGCACAUUUUCCCUUAUUUAGUUUUGUGUAAGUUUUUUUUUUAUUUAAUUAAUUAAUAUAUUUGGCUGAACCUGCAAAAGUAACAGCACAAAGUAGUCUGUGUCUUGCUCUGGUAGCAAGCAGAAGUGUAAGGUAGAGGGGCAUGUUACUCUGAGCUAACCUCUGAUAAAGAGGAUUUCAAACCAUGCUCAGUUUAUUCAGAGGGCUUUACAACAUCUGAUAGGUCAUUCAUUAUUUAAUUAAAUUAUUUAUUUUUGCAAAUACAAAUGUUGAAAUAUUCUUAAAAUUAUUUGUUAUAGAUUUGAAACUUCUUUCUUAAAAUGUUGUUUAUUUUCUAGGGAGUUCUUAUAGGAUUGCACAGCAGUGCAGUGGUUAGUGCUUUUGCAUCACAGUUCCAGGAGAUUUGAUAUACAGUAGAUCACUGUCGCUGUCUUUAGAGUAUUUGCACAUUCUCCCUGUGUCGGUGGAGUUUUCUGUGGUUGUUCUGUUUUUCCUUCAGCAUCAUGCACCUAGACAUGGAUUAGAAAAGUGUAGAAGUUGUUUUGUUUUCACAUGUUCACAUAUACACGCCUGCACACACACAGAGUUAGCCCUGCGCACAACAAAUGGCUUAACUUUCCUAGGCAAAAAUGUGGUUCUAUUUUUUCAUGUAUUGCUGGCACUGUUUGUGAGAUUACAGUGUAUACACAAACACUGAAUUUUAUGUACAUGCAGCACUUGGAUGUGAAAAAAAAUCAGUGCCUCAGGGCAUGGGAGGUGCAAUAUUAUGAUGAAUGAAUGAAUCAGUGAAUGAGAAAAAGCUUUUGAAAAAAAAUUUCAUUUUGUUGCAAAAAGAGUACUAUCUGUUUCAAGUUCUGAGCAAGGUUUAUUUUUAUGUAUGAAGUCAUUAUAAACAGUUCUAUUGCCAAGCAUCAUCAGUGAUUGUCCAGUUUAGGACAAACGCAUGUUUGUUGUUCGGCGUGUUGUUCAAUGCUGAUUUAAUUGUAAAAAAAAAAAAAAAAUGCUCUUU